CGUGACGUCAGAAUGGUCCUUUGUGAAGAUCAAAGGAUCACAGAGCGAGGGGGCGUUCCAAGAUGGCCGAGUAAGUACACGCUUACUCCCCAGCUUAGCAAAUGUAACGCUAUAAUACUGUAGGAACACUGUGUCAACUCAGACCUCAGAAGCUUUUUCGGUAUUUAAGCCAGAAAAGGACUGAUUUUGAUCAAUAAAGCGACAAAAUGUCACAGCGUGACCAGGGCUGGACUGGGACAAAAAAAUCGGCCCGGGCAUUUUGACUAGAGACCGGCCCACGAAAAAUGUGACGACGAUGCCCAAGGAAAUCAAGAACGGGCAACCCAAACUGGCAUUUAGACGGAUUAAUAAUCAGUCCAUGCUCCGCCAAACGCUGAAAAACCUGACGCAGAUGGAACAUGUGCUGCUCCUUCGAGCUGCUGGCCACCAGUAUAUCAUCAAGAUAUACAAAAACAAAGGGCAGCCCGCGCAAGACCGAGUCCAUCAACCGCUGGAAGGUUUGGGCGGCACCUUUCAGGCCAAACGGCAUGCGCAGAAACUGGAAAAGGCCGAAAGGUGUAAUUACGGCGGUUUUGGGGACAUCCUCGGGAACCUGGUGAUAUCCCCGUACCAAAUCGAUCUUCGAAAAUGACACAGCAUCAAUUAAACGUCUGUUAGCAACAUCAACCAGCAGCCCGUGAGCACAAAGAAAAUCAGCGCCUAUUAUAGGCACAGAGCUAGCAGCAACAACAAAGUUCCACUGAAAGUCACGGUCGUGAAAGCAAACAGUCACCAACCUUUUGUAACCCAGUGUUAAUUUGGUUAUCUGACUUUGUGUGAUAUUCAGUAUAUAUGUAUAUAUCUAUAUUGGGUGUUAUAAAAUGUUCUUCAAUGAUUUUGAGGUUUUUUUUAUAUUGCUAUGGGUUUGCGGCUGCUUUACGACAGUCGACUGUAGUGGUACAUCCUAGCGGGAGGGGCUAUGAGCUCACGUGGCUUGUAGCUGUGCCAGAGAGCAAGCUUGGGUGAGCUAGCGGGGAAUAUCUCCUUAUGCAGUAGCCUUGAAAAGGAUUAUUGUUCGUUCUCCUGCCAGACGCCUCGCUGCUGUGCUGCCUCGCUGCUGUGCCGCCUCGCUGGUGCCAUUAAAGGACAAGCGGCCGCCAUCCCUUCAUCCAUCCGGACCUUGAUUAUUUGGACCGAAGUACUCACACACACGCCCGCACUCAGUGCCAUACAGUCUCUUUAUUUUGCUGGCCAGCUAAUACCAUUGUUUUUUUUUGUUUUGUUUUGUUUGCAUUCAUAAAGACUAUCCAAAGACAUUUUGGUUAUUGUCAAAUAGACACUCUCUGAUUACGGACUGAGGAGGUUGUGGUGUUACAACCCCAGGACUGAGAAGGACUCUUUACAUAAUAUAUUCACUUGUCUCCUGGUUAGGAGAAGUGACUAUUGAUGGAAAUAUUUUUCUUUUUGUCUUUAUUUACAUUGUAUCCCAAAGAAGUUUUAAGUUGUUCAGGUUGAAACAUUUGCACUUAGUCUGUUAAGUUUCCUUUGAUGUAUCAGUGUCAAGCUGAUGUUUAAGAGGGUAUGUUAAGGACAGAUGUGCUCCAGUCCAUCCAAUCCUUUAAAGUGCUGGACACCGAUGGUAAAUUGCCAUCAGACCCUAAAUAAAUUGUCCUCUGCUGUUAUCCAUAUUGCUUCACUCAUUCUUUGGUGAGUAGACGUAUUGGUUACAACUAAAAGUAGUAGGAAAAAUUGGCGCCCGAACAGGGACUGGAGCGCAUCACUAACUUUAUCCUGAAGCACAUGCACAGACAUCUGUGAAUUCAUCUACUGCUUUGCAGAGAGAGACGAUGGAGUUUUGUGACAGGUAUGGUUUUGAUCCAGAGUACACUGUUUUGUUAAAAGGGGUUAAAGCCGAGAUUAAACUACAAGAGGUGCAAAGAGCAUUUGAUUUGCUGGAUCUCGUUGUCAAAAUUCAACAAAUAGAUAGUCUCCCUGACACUAUUUUGUGUCAGUUCAUGGAGUUCAUUACCCCAAUGCUCUUAGAUGGAGAACAUUCAGCAGAUGGGGAGUGUUGGGAGGUUAUUCAGAUAGAUGAGUACUGUCCUCAGGGACCUGACAGUUUUCACCUGGUGCAUGAUGUGGUCCCACUUGCUCGAGCAAUUGAUGAUGUGACUGCUAGUUUCAGAGAACAAGUAAACGAACUGGCAUUAGCAUAUAAUGUGAGCCCCAUGACUUUAAAUCAGGCUGCAGUGAGCCACAUGUGUGGGAAAAAUGAUACAUAUCAGGGGUUAGCUACCUCAACUCCUGCCUUGGGAGUUAAAACUCAGUCCACACCCGGUCCCAGGUCAACUGCCGCCUGUGAUGAUGGCCAUGUGCCCAAGGCUAAACAGGCACUUGAUGCGGACUCCCUGCUUGUUGAUCCUUUGCCAGCGGAGGUUCAGAGAGUCAUUGUGGAGCACAUUGUAAAACAUGACUCGCCCAUGCACACUCCCUCUGGUUUUGAGCUCCGCUCAUUUUCAGGAAACUCUCCAAAACCCCCUAAUGAGGUAGAGUACAGGGUAUGGCGACUUAGAGCUAAACAGGUACUAAAUGACUCUACCCUUUCCGAAGGGCAGCAGCGCCGUGGUUUCCUCGAUAGCUUGGCUAGCCCUGCUUUGAAUGUAGCCCUUUCUAUUGGGUCUCAAGCACCACCAAAAGACUAUCUUGAUGAGCUUGACAAGGCUUAUGGCAAUGUCACUGGAGGUGAAGAGCUGUAUAUCCAGUACCUAGAGACUCAUCAGAAUAGUGGAGAAAAGGCAUCUGAUUACUUGCGCCGACUCCAGACGUUGCUGCAGGAGGUAGUUGACGGUAACGGCAGGCCUUCUGGCACCCUCCCACAGCACUGGAUGCUUGUACCAGAGGGCAACUGGAGAAAAAGAAAAAAAAAAAAGAAGAGGAGUGGAGGAAGUAUGUUCGCCCCCUUGUACAUGCUUAUAACUGUACAAAACAUGACGCAACUGGAGAAGCGCCCUUCCUUCUGAUGUUUGGUAGAGAGCCAUGGCUGCCGAUGACACUUGCAUUGUUCAAUAACUUUUUCCUGUCAUUACAACAACAGAUUGCUGGGUUAGUGCAAUCUCUGUCGGGUGAUAGUGACGGGACGUCACACUUUAAGCAGGGGUGUAUGUAACCCAGUGUUAAUUUGGUUAUCUGACAUUGUGUGAUAUUCAGUAUAUAUGUAUAUAUCUAUAUUGGGUGUUAUAAAAUGUUCUUCAAUGAUUUUGAGGUUUUUUUUAUAUUGCUAUGGGUUUGCGGCUGCUUUACGACAGUCGACUGUAGUGGUACAUCCUAGCGGGAGGGGCUAUGAGCUCACGUGGCUUGUAGCUGUGCCAGAGAGCAAGCUUGGGUGAGCUAGCGGGGAAUAUCUCCUUAUGCAGUAGCCUUGAAAAGGAUUAUUGUUCGUUCUCCUGCCAGACGCCUCGCUGCUGUGCUGCCUCGCUGCUGUGCCGCCUCGCUGCUGUGCCAUUAAAGGACAAGCGGCCGCCAUCCCUUCAUCCAUCCGGACCUUGAUUAUUUGGACCGAAGUACUCACACACACGCCCGCACUCAGUGCCAUACAGUCUCUUUAUUUUGCUGGCCAGCUAAUACCAUUGUUUUUUUUGUUUUGUUUUGUUUGCAUUCAUAAAGACUAUCCAAAGACAUUUUGGUUAUUGUCAAAUAGACACUCUCUGAUUACGGACUGAGGAGGUUGUGGUGUUACAACCCCAGGACUGAGAAGGACUCUUUACAUAAUAUAUUCACUUGUCUCCUGGUUAGGAGAAGUGACUAUUGAUGGAAAUAUUUUUCUUUUUGUCUUUAUUUACAUUGUAUCCCAAAGAAGUUUUAAGUUGUUCAGGUUGAAACAUUUGCACUUAGUCUGUUAAGUUUCCUUUGAUGUAUCAGUGUCAAGCUGAUGUUUAAGAGGGUAUGUUAAGGACAGAUGUGCUCCAGUCCAUCCAAUCCUUUAAAGUGCUGGACACCGAUGGUAAAUUGCCAUCAGACCCUAAAUAAAUUGUCCUCUGCUGUUA
This is a messenger RNA of Haplochromis burtoni (Burton's mouthbrooder), 4022 nucleotides long. RefSeq lists its product as uncharacterized. NCBI's taxonomy places the organism in Eukaryota, Metazoa, Chordata, Actinopteri, Cichliformes, Cichlidae. The transcript is spliced from 3 exons. The record is from RefSeq and is a predicted model, not a curated record. Bases 1827 to 2999 code for a protein of 390 amino acids.